GAGGAGGAAUAGAAAAAGGGACGAGAUCUGAUCGCAUCAACAGACUCCCCCGCGCCGUCCGUGCCAUUUCGACCCCUCGUAACCCCCUUCUCCCACCCUCGCCGAGUCCUCUUCCUCCCGAUUACGAUCGCUCCCGGCGCCUGUAAGAAUCCAAUCCGAUCCCAAUCCGACGUCUCAUCGAUCGCCGUCCUCCACCCCGCUCCGUCGUUGAUCUCCACGCCGCGGUGGAUGACGAACGCGAACGCAGGCGGAUCUGCGAGGAUUUGUUGCCAAGGAGAGUGAGAGUGUGGGCAGGGUGAUACACGAUGCCUGGACUCUUAACAAGAUGCGCUGAAUUCUCGUCGCCCGCCCGAUCCGCGUCAUCGGACGGCAUCUGGUCCAGGCACCGCGACAGCAUCUCAUUUGAUCAGCUGCAGAAGUUCUGGAGUGAUCUAUCCCUUCAUGCUCGAAAGGAGUUCCUGAGGCUCGAUAAACAGACUUUAUUUGAACAAGCUAGGAGGAACCUCUACUGUUCCAGAUGCAAUGGGUUGCUUCUGGAAGGCUUCUCGCAAAUUGUAAACUAUGGGAAGUCAAUGCAACAGGAAGGUUCUGAUUUUCAACUUUCAGAUAGAGCUGGGAAUUGCCAAUCCCAGAACCAUGGUGACAUAGAUGAGGUACAGGAUCCAUCGCUGCAUCCUUGGGGUGGUCUGACAACAACUAAGCAUGGUGCUCUCACAGUUCUUGACUGCUUUGUUGGGGCAAGGUCACUGAAGCCACUGCAAAAUGCGUUUGAUAGUGCUCAAGCUAGGGAACACGAACGUGAAUUACUUUAUCCCGAUGCUUGUGGAGGUGGAGGCAGGGGUUGGAUUAGCCAAGGGAUUGCUAAUUAUGGUAAAGGACAUGGAUCAAGAGAGACAUGUGCUUUGCACACUGCUCGACAUUCUUGUGAUACACUUGUGGACUUCUGGUCCGCUUUAGGUGAGGAAACCAGAUUAUCUCUCUUACGGAUGAAGGAGGAGGAUUUUAUUGAGAGACUUAUAUACAGGUUUGACAGCAAGCGGUUUUGCAGAGAUUGUAGAAGAAAUGUUAUUCGUGAAUUCAAAGAAUUAAAGGAGUUGAAGCGUCUGCACAAAGAGCCUUGUUGCACUAGAUGGUUUUGUGUUGCAGAUUCAGCUUUCCAAUAUCAGGUAACGGAAGAUUCUGUUCAAGCUGACUGGCAGCAGGCUUUUCCUGAUGCAAUUGGAGCUUAUCACCAUUUUGAAUGGGCAAUUGGCACUGGAGAAGGACAAACUGACAUUUUAGGCUUUGAAGAUGUUGGCUUGAAUGUAAAGGUCCAAGUAACUGGACUUGAUCUUGGUAGUUUUGAUGCUUGCUAUAUCACACUUAGAGCUUGGAAACUUGACGGUCGUUGCACUGAACUCUCUGUAAAGGCUCAUGCACUUAAGGGACGAGAUUGUGUUCAUCACAGGCUGAUAGUAGGUGAUGGUUUUGUGACAGUCACAGAAGGGGUUAGCGUUAGAAAUUUCUUUGAACAUGCUGAGGAAGCUGAUGAAGAAGAGGAUGAUGAUGCAAUGGAGAAAGAUGGAAAUGAGCUUGACACAGAUGGUUCCCGAUCACAGAAGCAUGCUAAGAGUCCUGAACUGGCUAGGGAGUUUCUUCUAGAUGCUGCAACUGUUAUAUUCAAAGAACAGGUUGAAAAAGCAUUCAGAGAAGGUACCGCACGACAAAAUGCACAUUGUAUAUUUGUUUGUCUUGCCCUAAAAAUGCUUGAAGAGUGUCUUCAUGUUGCUUGCAAAGAAGUUGUUACUUUAGAAAAGCAGACUAAACUUCUUGAGGAAGAAGAGAAAGAGAAACGUGAAGAAGAGGAACGCAAGGAGAGGAAAAAAACUAAAGAACGGGAAAAGAAACUUAGAAGAAAAGAGAGGCUAAAAGAAAAAGUUAGGGAGAGGGAAACGAAGCUUACUGAAUAUAAGUCACAUGAUUCUUUGCCUGCAGAUUCAAGUAUAUCAUCUAUCAGUUCUCAUGAUGAAUCAUUUAUCAUUUUGCAUUCUGGGGAUUCUAUUGGUGAACAAGGUGAUAAUUCUAUUAUUCAAAACCCUGAUUCCUGUGAGAAUAUGGUUGAGAAGUCCUCAGGCAUCAGUUUGAAUCAUGAAACUUUCGAACAAUCUGACAUUGAUGAAAAAUUCCAUGUUAAUUAUGAGACUUCUGCAUCUGAAUACUCAAAAUUAUCAAGACGGAAACCGGGACCAAGAAAAGAUUAUAUUUCAGAUCUGGCAUCCAAAUGGUAUGAUAGACGCCGAUGCUAUAAUAGCAAAGAGAUUAACAAUCAACAAGAUGAAGCUGGCAUUCAUUUGUGUUCCUCCAGAGGCACAAAUAGUUUGCACAGGAUGUCAAAAGAAAGGUUUGCAAAGCAUAAUCAUAGAAACUGCAAUGCUAAAAAGGUGAGAGAUCAAGAUAGAUUUGACUACCGAUCUUCUAGCUGUAAUCAGCUGGAGGAUUACAGUGAAAAAGCUGGGUAUCAUGAUUCAGUGAGUAGAUUAGGGAAGCAGAUAAAGAUUGCCAAUAAACCAGAACAUGCAGUGCAUAUGCCCAGGUUGUCCUAUCAGAAUGCUAAAUAUGGUAUUGGUUAUUAUUUACCGGAGAAUUUUUCCUUUCAAAAAGGGAAACAUGUUAGUAAUUCUCCAGCCAAAGAGAUUUCCAGGAAGCAGGUUUGGGAGCCACUGGAUGCACGGAAAAAGUGUUCUAGAAACCAUACUGAUUCUCAACUGCCCACAGAAACAGGUUUUGGACAAGGUGAAAGUCGUUGUCAGCAACAUAUUAGACUUGAAUCGGUUAGCGAUGUAUGCUCAGCUGACCAUUCUACCAGUUCAGAAAAAUUAGCUACGAUGAUGAGUUGUGAUGCUCAUGUUUGCCAGGAUAAUUUAGAUGACUUUCAUACUGGUACUCAUGUUGAUUGUCAUGAUAAACUUGGUCUCUUAAUAAAGAAAGAAUAUUAUUCAAAGAAUGAUAUAGAGGACAGUUUCAACCCCGCCAAGAUCACUGCUUCUGAUCCAGUAAGGAGCUCUUCUAGUUCAGAUAACUGUUUUUCAUGCCCUAGUGAGGGAGAUAGCAGCACUAGCUCUUCAAGUGGGCAAAAUGCAGAGUCAUCAGUAACUUCAGAUUCUGAAGAUGCUUCCCAACAAUCUUCUGGUAGAGAUUCAUCGACACCCAAUAGUGAUUCUUUCCAAAGAUUGUUAGAUGGAUUUCCAGAUAACAAGGGUAAGACAAAUGGAGAUGAUUCUUUAGCAAGCUCUGUUGCAGGUUGCCCAUCUAAGAACUGUUUGGAAUGUGAUCAUCCCAUUGAAAAAUCAGUUGUAGCCAGUGAAUCCUAUAAUGGACAACCUGGAUAUGUUAUAGCACCUCCAAUUAAACACAUAUUGCCAGGAGCAAACCAUAGUAUGAAUCUGCCAUAUGUUCCCUCUCCAGCCUUGGGCUACCAUACCUGGAACAUCAAUCCUUGGCCACAAGCUUGUAAUGGAUUCAUGACAUAUCCUCAGGCAAACCAUUAUUUGCUCCCAAAUCAUCUAGGAUGUUGUCCAUUGACAAACAAUCAAUCUGAUUUCGCUGUUCAUUACAAUCCUGUGCAACCUGUAGCCUUAUCUGUUUUUGAUGCAAACAAAGAAUUCUUGUAUCCAACAGCUAACAGAACGGAUGUUGGAACCUUUCAAGAACAAAAGAAUCAUGACCAUUCCUGUGGGUUUCAACAAUCACACUCUCCUAUUGAGCCGAUAGGCCAUGAGAGGUCAUUUUCAAAUAGACAAGUGCCAUCAAAAUCUCCUGCAGAAAACUGCAUUGGUGAACAUUGUGCCAAGUCAAACAAUGAACAUCCACCCUUCUCUUUAUUCCACUAUGGUGGCCCAGUAGAUGGGAACACAGCCGGAUUUAAUGCAAUACCACAUUCUCUGAAAGAUGAAAUUACUGGACACAUAGUCUCCAAUUUAACCGCAGCUCAGGGGCAGGAUUGCUCAAAAGAAGAAAUAAAGGUUGAACAGUAUUGUUUAUUUUCUUCUAGACAUGAUGCAAGAUUUUCAUUCUUCUAAUGCAGUUCAAGCAUCCUAUUUAGACUAUCUGCUCUAGUUGUGAAGGCGUGAUCAGUUGUAGCCAAUGAAAAACAAUCUUCCGCAUUAAGUUUUAGCAUAUCCUCAUUGGUUGAUGUUUCCAGUUUAUGCUUCCCGUUGCGGAUUGUAAAAAGGAAAUCUUUGAGUGAUAUAGUUUUAUUGCUUUCUUCCUUCAGACCCGUACUGUAUUGAGAUAAGUUUUCCGUCGUGAAUGAAAAUUGAUUUAUUACUUGA
Molecule: messenger RNA, 4310 nt
Organism: Zingiber officinale
Lineage: Eukaryota; Viridiplantae; Streptophyta; Magnoliopsida; Zingiberales; Zingiberaceae
Exons: 8
Coding region: 306-4058 (1250 amino acids)
Source: RefSeq, a predicted model, not a curated record